AUGCUUCACUACUUUAAUUUACUGGUACAGUUUACACUAUCAGGUUUUCGAGAGUUGACAAUGUAUGGAGGUUCUAUGUCUGGUAAAGAUGAUGAGUACGAUUAUCUGUUUAAAGUUGUACUAAUCGGAGAUUCGGGUGUUGGGAAAAGUAACUUACUCUCACGUUUCACAAGAAACGAGUUUAAUUUGGAAAGUAAAAGUACGAUCGGUGUUGAGUUCGCUACAAAGAGCGUGGAAAUUGAUGGAAGGACUAUAAAGGCACAGAUCUGGGAUACUGCUGGUCAGGAACGUUAUCGAGCUAUAACAGCCGCCUAUUACCGUGGUGCUGUUGGUGCGCUGUUGGUUUACGAUAUCACAAAAAGAGAGACUUUCAACAAUCUGGAACACUGGUUACUGGAGUUACGAGGCCAUGCAGAACCAGAUAUCGUUAUUAUGUUGGUUGGUAAUAAGUGUGACCUUAGGCAUCUGCGAACUAUAUUGACGGAAGAUGCGAAGCUUUGGGCUGAAAGACAUGGACUAUUCUUCAUGGAAACGUCGGCUUUGGAAUCCACCGGCGUUGAGAAUGCUUUUUACUCGAUUCUUAAAACCAUUUUCGAAGCUGUCCGUUCACAUCCUCCAGUGAGUAAUGUCGACAUGAAAAUGUCUCCAUAUAAUCAACCCAUUGUUUCAUCGAACACAGACAGUUCAAACAGUGGACGACGGUGUUGUAGUUAG
This is a messenger RNA of Schistosoma mattheei, 714 nucleotides long. The record is from the annotation of a GenBank genome assembly. Lineage: Eukaryota; Metazoa; Platyhelminthes; Trematoda; Strigeidida; Schistosomatidae.